This is a messenger RNA of Cyphellophora europaea CBS 101466, 1677 nucleotides long. RefSeq lists its product as uncharacterized. Lineage: Eukaryota; Fungi; Ascomycota; Eurotiomycetes; Chaetothyriales; Cyphellophoraceae. The record is from RefSeq and is a predicted model, not a curated record. The transcript is spliced from 4 exons. Bases 1 to 1677 code for a protein of 558 amino acids.
AUGAGCCCACUUCCAGACCUCCACAAUGCCUUUCACACCCUCGCACCACGCGAUAGCAAGAUUGAGAAGCCCACAGAUCCAGAUGGCUUGGUGCUCGAGGCAUGGGCGCAGGGCUACAUGGUUGGAUCUCUCAUAAUAAUGAGCUGCAUCACUUUGGCCAAUAUGCGUCGAGGCGUGCUGCUCCACAAACUCAUCUUGCUCGAGGCAAGCUUCUUCAUUCUGUUCAAUCCGCCCAUCUAUGCCUGGUGGCUCUCCGUCGCUGCCAUUCCGCUCAAUGCUUCCUGGUGUCUGCACAAUGUCAUUGCUUGGAUGAAACUGCGACCCUUUCUCUCCAAGACAUGGAGCCGCAUCUUCAUCGGCACCGUUAUCCUCAGCUUCCCCUACUGGAUCGUUGAGAUUUAUGCAAAUUUUGCCUUCUUCCACAAUGUCAACAAGGUCUUCCUCAAGACCAGACCGUGGGAGGCUCUCUGUCGUGACCCUUGGUGGGUGAUAGCUGCUUUCAUCUUGAUGUACAACAUCAAAAGCAAAUACGAUCUCUCGAUUACCCAGAUUGUCCGCAUUUCGCCACGCUUCGCCGUUAUGCUAGGCGCUAUGCUUCUUAGCAUUAUAUUCAUUAUUCUGGAUAUCCUGUCAGUCACAUCAGUUCUGUCAAAUGCGCUUCCCGUGGGAAUCAAUCCAUUCUGGAAGCUGUCGUUCGUAUUCAAGUGUCUGACCGACUCGGUGGUCUUGGACGACUUCAAGACCGCUCUGGAUCGUCUACGAGCUUUCAAGAUCAGCAGACUCGGGAGUUUUGCUGCCGAUCCAGAUGACGCACGCUCCAAGAGCCAUCGAGAACACGUCAACAAUGCCAAUAACUGGGGGGAGCCCCCUAAGGGCGGCAACGCUAUCCCAAUCACCGACCUACCACAAAUGCCGUCCCCGGAUGGAGACUACAUUCACUCGCAGUGGAAAACUCCACAGCACCCAGGUGCGAAACCGACCAGCAACGAGAAAUAUGUCGCCCGGAGUGGAUCUCGAGACAGAGAUUUCGAGGAGAAUGCCGUCGAUCCGCUGAACCAGAUCGAGGAAUCGCCCCGAAGAGGCGCCAGCGAGGCGCAUAUCCUUCAUGAUCGGGAUAGCUGGGGCGCGCAAAGGUCGACCGGCGGUUCUUCAGACCUCGAGGACUACGCCGAAGCAGUGCGCCAAAUGACGCAGGACUCGAAACCACGGCAUAACGUCGGCGUUGCACGGAGUGGGAUCGUUGGCCCAGAGAGAAACCCCCACGCCGACUUUAAGCAGUCCUUCAUCGACGGGGCCGAGACCAAUGGCAUGGACUCGAACGAACUGUCCUACGGAUAUGUUCGCCAUUUCGCCGGUGCAAUUGGCUAUAUCUGUCACCUGAACGACUUCGUGCAGCUGAGAUGGACGUGUCAGCACUACUAUAUGGUGCUUGACAACCUCUUUCUGGAGAUCGAUGGUAACGAUGGUGGAAACGAUCCAUCAGUCCAAUACCUGAAGGUCCCGCUUCACAGUCAAGAAGGAGAAGUCGAUGAGGACAACAACUACGCUGGGAACCACGAAGCUGGUCUCAAGCAGAAGCCUACACUUGGGUCUACGGAACCAUGGAACGAGAAUGACGAAGUAGAUCGUCCGUUCGGGUAUGACGACGCUUAUGGAGAAGAGAAUUUUUUCGAAUAG